AUGGACUUUGAGGUGACCCCUGAGAAAUACAAGUCUGAGACACCUGUCAGCGUCUACCUCUUCGGCUUCGAAGAGGAAGCUGGAGACGAGUUCCCAAAAUUCACCCGCAACGACCGCCACCUAGUCACUGCACCAAGUCUGGAAGCCCUGAAUGACUGGAUCAAGGCAGUCAACGAACUCGCCAAAAGUGGAUGCGCCAGUGCAUUCCAGGGGGUUCCCCUGCUGGAGGCAAGAAGUGCUCGCUGGCUGACAUUCAACGUGGCAAGGAAGGAUGCAAUCUUUGGAGCCGGAGAUCUAGCGGUGAAAUACAGAGGAAUGGUUGCCAUUACACGUCUUGCUGCGGAAGCUCAACUGACUGCCGACCAAUCUACGGACCUCCGAGUGCUCACCUAA
Molecule: messenger RNA, 393 nt
Organism: Aspergillus mulundensis
Lineage: Eukaryota; Fungi; Ascomycota; Eurotiomycetes; Eurotiales; Aspergillaceae
Exons: 2
Coding region: 1-393 (130 amino acids)
Source: RefSeq, a predicted model, not a curated record